AUGCCGGACACGACGGACGACAUCGCGGAGGGCAUAUCCUUCCAGGCGUUCGAGGACGACUGCCGCCUCCUCGGCAGCCUCCUCCAUGACGUCCUCCUCCGCGAACUCGGACCGCACUUCAUCCAACUCUUCGAGCGCAUCCGCAUCCUCGCCCAGAGCGCGGCCACCAUGCGCGGCGCGGGGAUGGAGGACACGGCGGCGGUCGUGGAGCGGCAGCUGGAGGCGGAGCUGGCCGCCAUGUCGCUCGAGGACUCGCUCGCCAUCGCACGCGCCUUCUCCCACUACCUCAAUCUCACGGGAAUCGCCGAGCGGUACCACAGGGUCCGUAAAUCACGUAGUGAAGUGCAUCUGUCAAAAUCAUGUGAUGAUAUAUUUGACAAGUUGAUUCAAGGCGGUGUUCCUCCAGAAGAACUAUAUGAUACUGUCUGCAAACAGGGGGUUGAAAUUGUCCUGACAGCGCAUCCUACUCAAAUAAAUCGGCGGACUUUGCAGUACAAGCAUCUUAGAAUAGCCCAUCUCUUAGAGUUCAAUGAACGCCCUGAUCUUAGCCAUGAGGAUCGAGAAAUGCUAAUAGAAGACCUGGUAAGGGAAAUCACAGCAUUAUGGCAGACAGAUGAGUUGAGGCGUCAUAAACCUACACCAGUUGAUGAAGCUAGGGCUGGCCUUCAUAUUGUGGAGCAAUCCCUCUGGAAAGCGAUACCACGAUACCUUCGCCGUGUUAGCAAUGCUCUGAAGAAGCAUACUGGCAAGCCGCUUCCAUUGACGUGCACACCGAUCAAAUUUGGUUCAUGGAUGGGUGGUGACCGAGACGGGAAUCCUAAUGUUACAGCAAAAGUGACUCGGGAUGUUUCCUUGAUGUCCCGGUGGAUGGCAAUUGACCUGUACAUCCGACAACUAGACAAUCUCAGCUUUGAACUAUCCAUCAAGAAAUGCAGCGAGAAGCUUGCAAGCGUAGCUAAUGAAAUCUUGCUCAAAGUGGACUCCUCAGAGUCAGCAUCUGAAGAGACGAAGGCCAGUCCAUGGACCCAAACAGGACCGCAGAACAUCGUAAAACUUCAGCCUAGCUUGGCGCUUGCUGCUCAGCUUCCUUCUGGUGCCGAUCUUCCAUCAUUGACAGAAUGCAUUGGUAGCGAAGCUCAAAUCAGAAUCGUAAAACCUCCAUGGAACCCGAAACGUCAGGGGAUUCAAAUUCCAACAGAAAAGAGUGAUGACAGUCCAGUGCAGUCUCCUGGACGAACUCGACCAGGAUCAUCACAUAUGGGUCGAACUCCAAGUGCUGGUCAACUAAGGAAAAUGUUGUUCACAGAAUCUAAGAUAGGCCGGUCAAGCUUCCGAAAGCUUCUAGAGCCAAGCCUCUCUGAUAGACCAGGAAUCACUCCAUACAGGAUUGUCCUUGGUAAUGUGAAAGAAAAGAUGAUGAAGACACGAAGACGACUUGAGCUUCUUCUUGAGGAUCUACCGUGUGACUAUGAUCCUGCAGAAUAUUAUGAAACACCAGAUCAACUUUUAGAGCCUUUGAUCCUGUGCUACGAAUCACUGCAAUCAUGCGGAUCAAGCAUUCUUGCCGAUGGUCGAUUAGCAGAUCUUAUACGACGGGUUGCAACCUUUGGUAUGGUGUUGAUGAAGCUCGACGUGCGCCAGGAAUCAGGCCGGCACGCAGAAGCACUUGAUGCCGUUACGUCUUACUUGGAUCUUGGUAUUUAUAGUGAGUGGGAUGAAGAAAAGAAGCUGGAUUUCUUGACUAGGGAGCUGAAAGGGAAGCGUCCUCUAGUCCCCCCAUACAUAGAGGUUGCUGCUGACGUGCAAGAAGUUCUCGACACCUUCCGUGUUGCUGCAGAAUUAGGGAGCGACUCACUUGGAGCAUAUGUGAUUUCAAUGGCCUCUAAUGCCAGUGAUGUCCUCGCCGUUGAGUUGUUGCAGAAGGACGCAAGACUAACAGUUAGUGGUGACAUGGGACGGCCAUGUCCUGGUGGAACGUUAAGAGUUGUUCCCUUGUUUGAGACGGUGAAGGAUCUGCGGGAAGCCGGCUCGGCGAUCAGGAAGUUGCUGGCCAUUGACUGGUACAGAGAGCAUGUCAUCAAGAACCACAACGGGCACCAAGAGGUCAUGGUUGGUUACUCUGAUUCAGGCAAGGACGCCGGCCGUUUCACAGCAGCGUGGGAGCUGUACAAGGCUCAGGAAGAUGUCGUCGCCGCGUGCAACGAGUUCGGUAUCAAGGUCACACUCUUCCAUGGCCGCGGCGGGAGCAUUGGCCGUGGCGGCGGGCCGACGUACCUCGCCAUUCAGUCACAGCCGCCUGGUUCAGUAAUGGGCACUCUUCGGUCGACGGAGCAAGGCGAGAUGGUGCAGGCCAAGUUCGGGCUGCCCAAGACGGCGGUGCGGCAGCUGGAGAUCUACACGACGGCUGUGCUGCUCGCCACCAUGCGGCCGCCGCAUCCUCCCCGGGACCCCCACUGGCGCCACGUAAUGGAGGAGAUCUCCCGCGUGAGCUGCGCACACUACCGCAGCACGGUGUACGAGGACCCGUCCUUCAUCACCUACUUCCAGGAGGCGACGCCGCAGGCGGAGCUCGGGUACCUCAACAUCGGCAGCCGCCCGGCGAAGCGCAAGGCCACCCCCGGCAUUAACAACCUCCGGGCCAUCCCGUGGGUGUUCGCCUGGACGCAGACGCGGCUGGUGCUCCCGGCGUGGCUUGGCGUCGGCAAGGGCCUACAGGACGCCCUGGACAAGGGCCACACGGAGGAGCUCCGGGCCAUGUACGACGAGUGGCCCUUUUUUCAGUCCACGUUGGACCUGAUCGAGAUGGUGGUGGCCAAGGCCGACGCGCCCAUGGCGAAGCACUACGACGACGUGCUGGUGUCGUCGCCCGAGCGGCGGGCGGUGGGGGAGGAGCUGAGGAGGGAGCUAGCGAGGUCGGAGAGGUGCGUGCUGGCGGUGAGCGGGCACUGCAAGCUGUCGGCGAACAACCGGAGCCUGAGGAGGCUGAUCGAGAGCAGGCUGCCGUACCUCAAUCCCAUGAACAUGCUGCAGGUGGAGGUGCUGCGACGGCUGCGACGGGACGACGACAACCUGAAGCUCCGUGACGCGCUGCUCAUCACCAUCAACGGCAUCGCCGCCGGGAUGCGCAACACCGGCUGA
Messenger RNA from Lolium rigidum, 3138 nucleotides. Its product is annotated as phosphoenolpyruvate carboxylase 4-like. Lineage: Eukaryota; Viridiplantae; Streptophyta; Magnoliopsida; Poales; Poaceae. Gene Ontology annotation, molecular function: phosphoenolpyruvate carboxylase activity. Bases 1 to 3138 code for a protein of 1045 amino acids. Gene Ontology annotation, cellular component: cytosol. The transcript is spliced from 20 exons. The record is from RefSeq and is a predicted model, not a curated record. Gene Ontology annotation, biological process: carbon fixation; tricarboxylic acid cycle.